Argentina anserina (silverweed cinquefoil) is the source of this 2592-nucleotide messenger RNA. Its product is annotated as probable thimet oligopeptidase. Gene Ontology annotation, biological process: proteolysis; peptide metabolic process. The coding region runs from base 112 to 2238 and encodes 708 amino acids. NCBI's taxonomy places the organism in Eukaryota, Viridiplantae, Streptophyta, Magnoliopsida, Rosales, Rosaceae. Gene Ontology annotation, molecular function: metalloendopeptidase activity. The transcript is spliced from 20 exons. The record is from RefSeq and is a predicted model, not a curated record.
CAAAUUAAAAUUUCAAUUCCACUAAAGCAAUUUAUCGUCGGUCUCAUAAAACCAUCGUCAUUUUCGCCCCUCACCAAAAUUUCCCUCCCUCCCAAUUCCCAUUUGCUAACGAUGACGGACAGUCAAGCCGACGAAGCCGUCACAAUGCCGAAGCAGAACCGCCGGCACCGCCUCAUCGCCGUCACCGGAGCCACCGCUCUCCUUGCUCUCGCCGUCAACCUCGGAAUCACCGCCUUCAACUCUCACAGGAAAAACAGAGAGAAGAAAGAUCUUCAAGGCUCGAAGGUCCGAGUCACUCUAUCGGCGUCGGAGAUUAUCAAAUUGGCCGACCGAGUCAUUUCCAAGUCCAAAGAGGUCCACGACGCCGUGGCUUCAGUCCCGCUCGAUAAGGUUACGUAUAUGAAUGUUAUAUCACCUCUAGCUGAAUUAGAAGCGCAGCAAUUUCCACUUGUUCAGUCUUGUGUGUUUCCAAAGAUGGUAUCUACUAGUGAUGAUGUUAGGAAAGCAAGUGCCGAGGCCGAGCGGAGAAUCGACGCGCAUGUUCUGGCUUGCAGAAUGCGUGAGGAUGUGUACCAUGUUGUCAAAGCUUUUGCUACGAGAGGAGAGUGGCUGACUGCUGAAGCAAAGCAGUAUACUCUAGCCUUGAUGAGAGACUUUGAACGCAAUGGGUUGAAUCUUACUUUAACUAAGAGAGAGGAGAUGCAGCGUGUGAGAGUCCAGAUUGAUGAGCUAAGCUUGCGAUAUAUCCAAAGUCUACAAGAGGACUGUUCUUUCAUUGCCUUCACUGAGACUGAAUUGUCUGGUCUACCACAAGAGUUUCUUAAGAGCUUAGACAAAGGUGACAACGGUAAGUUGAAGGUGACCCUGAAAAGUCAUCAUGUGGCGGCAGUAUUAGAACUCUGUGAGGUUGGAAGAACAAGGAAGAUGGUAGCACUUGAAUAUGGAAAGAGAUGUGGAGAAGUCAACCUUUCUAUCUUAGAAGAUUUGGUUCAACUUCGCCAUAAGUUUGCCCGCUUACUGGGCUAUUCCAAUUAUGCCGACUAUGCUGUUGAUCUUAGGAUGGCAAAGACACCCACCAAGGUUUUUGAGUUCUUAGAGGACAUCUCCAAUAGUUUGGCCGACUCAGCUACCAUGGAGCUUUCUAUUUUGAAAGAUUUGAAGAAAAAGGAGGAAGGAGAUUAUCCAUUUGGAGUUGAGGAUAUACCAUACUAUUUGAAAAAGGCUGAAGAUCAACAGUUUAAUUUUGGCAUUGGAGCUCUCAAGCAAUACUUUCCAGUAAACUUGGUUUUAUCUGGGGUCUUCAAAAUAGUCCAAGACCUUUUUGGUUUAAGAUUUGAGGAAAUUACAGAUGCUGAGGUUUGGCAUUCUGAUGUUUCCACAUAUUCUGUUUUUGACCUGAGUUCUGGUGAACUCUUGGGCCAUUUCUACCUUGAUAUCUAUGCAAGGGAAGGAAAAUUUAGUCAUACAUGUGUGGUGGCUCUUCAAAAUGGUGCUUUAUCAUCCAAUGGAUCACGUCAGAUCCCAGUUGCAUUAUUGAUAUCUCAAUUCCAAAAGGAUGUUGGUGGUCAUCCUGCAUUACUUCGAUUUUCUGAAGUUGUGAACCUUUUUCACGAGUUUGGCCAUGUGGUCCAACAUAUAUGUAAUCGUGCUUCGUUCUCCAAGUUUUCUGGUCUGGGAUUUGAUCCAGACUUUGUGGAGGUUCCUGCUCAGGUUCUAGAGAAUUGGUGUUAUGAAAGCUUCAGUUUAAAGUUAAUAUCCGGCUUCCAUCAGGACAUAACAAUGCCUAUCAACGAUGAAAUGUGCAAAUCCAUCAAAAAAUGGCAAUAUUCCUUUUCGGCUCUCAAAAUGAAGCAACAAAUUCUUUAUUGUCUGUUCGACCAAAUCAUACAUUCUGCUGAAAAUGUUGACAUAGUUGAGUUAUUCAAGCAUCUUCAUCCAAGGAUCAUGUUAGGUUUACCAGCUUUAGAGGGUGUUAAUCCAGCUUCACGGUUUCCAUCUAGUGCCAUUGGUUAUGAAGCUUCUUGUUACAGCCGUAUUUGGAGUGAGGUCUUUGCUGCGGAUAUAUUUGCGUCAAAGUUUCAUGACAGUUAUUUGAAUCAAUAUGCUGGCAUGCAGUUCAGGAACAAGGUAUUGGCCCCAGGAGGAUCAAAGGAACCGAUUGAAGUCUUAACUGGCUUUCUUGGGAGAGAACCAUCCAUUCAAGCUUUUAUCGACAGCAGAUCCCAAUACAGAUUGUAAUGCAUACAAAAUUUACCAAAGUUACGACCCCGGUCUCUUAUAAUGCAAGACACUGCUUUCUCAGUAUCUUUGCGAUUUUGUUCCAAGUAAUGAUGUUCGAUUUUUGAGGUCCAUUGCUAGGAAAUGGUAAUCAUCUCUUUUGUUUCUAGUGUUUGUAACUUAUAGAAGCAAAUGAAAUUUAAAAUCGAGGUAGGGUUUAGGCUGCUUAAGAGAGCUUUGUAGAUUUCGUCCCCUCAGAGUUGUAGUUAUUCUUCUCUGUUUUGUUUAAUGUAGUCAUAUUUUGAUCAAGAGACGACUGCACCGCGUUUUCAAUCUUUGACCUCCCCAAUGCCAUUAUACUCCAACGUAUUGUUC